This is a messenger RNA of Eucalyptus grandis, 2833 nucleotides long. RefSeq names its product DUF724 domain-containing protein 6. The record is from RefSeq and is a predicted model, not a curated record. NCBI's taxonomy places the organism in Eukaryota, Viridiplantae, Streptophyta, Magnoliopsida, Myrtales, Myrtaceae. The transcript is spliced from 8 exons. Bases 420 to 2549 code for a protein of 709 amino acids.
CCGCCAUCGCCAGUCUCUUUUUACCAAAACAGAUUCCUCGGGUGGCGGAAAAGCUCGCCGCCUCCGCACCGCUCCGGCGGCGAUCUCCGGCGCCGCCCGCUGCCGCCCCGCACCGCCCCGACCCGCCCCGACCUCGCUUCCCCUCUCGCCUCGGUACGCUGUCGGUCGCGCCUCCGCAAAUGCGUAAGGCCAUGUCUUCCUCUUCGCUUCUUCCUCCGUUCCGAUCGAACUCGUUCGCGAGUUGAAGCUCUUCGGGAAGCGUCGCCGCCGCCCCCGCCCCCGCCGCCGGAAUCGGCGGUGCUCGAGAGGUCGCUCACCGGUCCGUCUGUUUUCUCCUUCUCUUCUUCAUUUUCAGCUCCGUUUCGCGCCUUUUCGCAGUAGCAGCUGGAGCUGGCUAGGGUUUGGCGCGCGCUGCCGGCAUGGAGGAGGCUGUCAAAUGCAGGCGCCAGAAGCUGGUCCUCUCGAGAGGCUCGGCGGUGGAAGUCGCGCGCGCCGACGGCGGCGGCUCGGGAGGCGCGUGGUACGCGGCCAAGAUUGUGGAUGUGGAGACGCCGCGGAAGCAGUCUGGAAAGUCGACUAGGAUUCGGAAGGUUUUGGUGGAGUAUGAGCAGUUGGUGAGCGAAGGCGAGCCUAAGCCUUUGGUUGAAUCGGUGGAGACUCGGUAUGUGAGGCCUCUUCCUCCGUCACGGGAGGGCGAGCAGCGCGGCUUCGAGUUGGAUGACUCGGUCGAGGCGAAGUGGAGAAAUGGAUGGCGGCAUGGGAUUGUGAAGAUGGUUAUGGAGGGCUCGCGGUAUUGCGUUUGUAUUGAUGGUGAAGGAGAGGAUGCUGUGUAUGAGGGCAGCGAUUUGCGGGAGCAUUGGAGCUGGAUCAGAGGGAGAUGGUAUCCCGCCAGGAAGAAGAAGGAGCAGGAGCAGGAAGCUCCUUUGACUGUAGACAAUCUAGGGCCAUCAGAAGAACCACGUGAUAUUAAGAAUAUGCCUAAGGUUGGAACAGAACUUGAAGUUCCAGAUGUUUUGGAGGAAACAGUGAAGAUGCAGCCAGUUUCACGGACUUCGAAGACUCCCUAUGCCUUGCGACCAGCUAAAAAGAAGCGUGGAGCCUUGAUUGGAAAUGCAGCAAGUCGACGACUUCUGAAGAAACUAAGUGAAGGCACUGCAACGGUGCCAUCAGUUGCAGCAGAUCAGGCAAGAGAGCUGCUUAUGGAAGCAUCAAGAGUGCUAAAUGGUACAGCCAAGUCUAAAAAAGGGAUCUCUGGUAUUGGAAGGUUAAAGAAAGCCAUAAUUGUUGAUGAUUCUGUUAAAAGUGUUGCUGGAAUGGAAAAUGAGAAACAGAAGGCAGUUGAAUUCAAUGACACUGUAAAGUAUGCUAUUCGAAGAGGGGGAAAAUUUGCCAUCUCUAAGGCUAAAUACAUCAACACCCAUAAACCAGGUAAGGGGGACAAUGCUGGAAGUUCCAUCAAGAGAGUUGUUCAAACGUUAAUGCAAGAAGACGGUUUUCCAAAAUUGAGUUGCGUCUUAGGGUUGCAAGCUGAAAGGAGAAGUUUGAUGUUUGCAGAUACGGAUCAGCUUCUUAACAAAGAGUUGGGUAAAAAUGAGCAGAAUUGCGAGGGAAAGAGUCACAAAAGGAAGAGAAGAAAGCCACAGAAGUUGGUGGUCGUGAGACCUGAGGUUCCAGAGACAGGCUUGGAGCACAACGUAACCAGUGCUGUGGUUGGUGAACCAAUUUCAAAGGAUUAUGCUACCUGGAGAGUUCAACCACCUUCAAGGUUGGAAGCAUAUCAUUCAGGUGGUCCAGAUGCGUACAGAAGGGUGGGAGCCAAUGAUUCUGGGAAUUUCGAGAAAAAGAAUGAGUUAUGCAAUGCUGAGACAUCUAACACGAAUGAAGAUCAACCUCUAUCAACAUGUUCUGAAGGAAUACGCACACCGAUGGCCAUUGAGGGAUCAAGUGAGAGCGUGUCUGGCGAGAGUAGAUGCUUAUUCGCGAAAACCUCGCCUGUUUGGAAGAUGAUUGAAUCAAUGGAAAUUUUCCAAACGACACCGCAAAAUCCACAUUUCAGUCCUCUUCGGGUGUGUAAAGAAGGAUAUCGUGAAGGAGCAGCUAUUGGCAUCAUGGCAACUUUUGCAUCUUUGACCGAAAAAAUAUCCAACCUGCUAUUUGAUGACCCGAGAUGCCAUUUUGAUAGCUGCUUGGAGACUCUUUGUGACAUGGAAAAGCAUGGAUUUGAGGUUACAGCUCUGCGGAGUCACUUGAAUGAGUUGCUAGCAAUUAAAGAGAAGCAGGAACUGCUUCAGGAUGGGUUAAAGGAUGCCGAACUUGAAAUUGCUGACAAGGAACGCAAAGGGAGAGAAAUUAGUGAAGAGAUGGAAAAAAUUGAUAAGAAGAUGACCGAGUUACGAGCAAAAUAUGCAGUGCUGAAGUCAGAAAAGGAAAAAAAAGAUGUUGAGAUUGCCAGGUUGAGGAUGAGCUUGAAAGGCAACGAUGAACAAAUUUCACGUGUGCGGCUUGAGUUUGAAAAAUUGGCUGCUCUUCUCCCUUGGAAAUCAAAGUGAUCAUCCAGAUAUUGAGGUUUGUUGCCUUGGGUCUCCUAACUGUUCGUUCAUGGUAGAGUUUUGCAUUAUUUGCUUGGAACAUUUGCCUACUUGAACUUCAUAGUUCUACUUGGAAUAGUUGAGAAUGCAUUUAUAUUCUUCUCUCUAUCCGGUAGAUUAGGACCCUUCUUGUCACCUCUUCCUAUCAACUUAGUCUAGUCUCCUUUAAGAUUGGAAUUAUUUAUAUAUGGUGUAUGCCAUCGAAAUGCAAAUGUUUCAUGUGGCCUGAUUGGUCUUUCACCAGA